UUCCCGGAGCAUUGCGAACGGGGGUAUUUUCUUCUGGGAAUAAAGCUGAGAAUAGACGGGAGGAGAGCCUCAGAGCUUCACCUCGUUUCCUCAUCCCCUCUCGCAUGCGAACCUCCUGCAACAUCUCCUUCCUCCUGCUCCUCUCACCUGGCCGCCUCUGCCCAGAUCAUGUCCGCUAAGCUCCUGCUGGUUUUCUUCCUCCUCUCAGUGUUCCACGCCCGUUCCAGAAAGGUUGAAGAGGAUGAAUAUGAAGAUGGAACAACCAACCAAAAAUGGGUUCUAGCUCCAAAAACACAAGACACAGAUGUGACCUUGAUACUAAACAAGCUGUUGAGAGAGUAUGACAAAAAACUACGGCCAGAUAUUGGAUUAAAACCAACAGUUAUUGAUGUUGACAUUUAUGUCAACAGCAUUGGUCCUGUAUCAUCAAUAAAUAUGGAAUAUCAAAUUGAUAUAUUUUUUGCUCAGACGUGGACAGACAGUCGUCUUCGCUUCAACAGCACCAUGAAAAUUCUGACUCUAAACAGCAAUAUGGUUGGUUUGAUCUGGAUCCCAGACACAAUAUUUCGGAACUCCAAGACAGCAGAAGCACACUGGAUCACCACCCCAAACCAGCUCCUCCGGAUAUGGAAUGAUGGCAAGAUCCUGUACACCCUCAGGCUUACCAUCAAUGCUGAGUGCCAGCUGCAGCUACACAAUUUCCCAAUGGAUGAACACUCAUGUCCACUGAUAUUCUCAAGCUAUGGCUAUCCUAAAGAAGAAAUGAUUUACAGAUGGAGAAAAAACUCAGUGGAAGCUGCUGACCAGAAGUCUUGGAGACUCUAUCAGUUUGACUUCAUGGGUCUCAGAAAUACUUCAGAAAUUGUGAACACCUCUGCAGGUGAUUAUGUAGUCAUGACUAUAUACUUCGACUUAAGUAGAAGAAUGGGAUACUUCACUAUUCAAACAUACAUUCCCUGUAUAUUAACUGUUGUACUUUCCUGGGUGUCCUUUUGGAUUAAAAAAGAUGCCACACCAGCAAGAACAGCAUUAGGGAUUACUACAGUAUUGACCAUGACAACUUUGAGCACCAUUGCAAGAAAGUCAUUACCCCGUGUCUCCUAUGUCACCGCUAUGGAUUUGUUUGUGACUGUAUGCUUUCUAUUUGUAUUUGCUGCUCUGAUGGAGUACGCAACACUCAACUACUACUCCAGUUGCAGGAAACCAAACUGUACUAAGAAGAAAAAGUCGCUACCUGAUGUCAGUUUUGGUCAUGUGAUGAAUUAUUCUGUACUUGAUAUGAGACCACCAACUACAGUCAUCACAUUGAACAAUGCCAUGUAUUGGCAAGAAUUUGAAGAGGCAUGUGUCUAUGAAUGUCUGGAUGGGAAAGACUGCCAGAGUUUUUUCUGUUGUUAUGAAGAAUGUAAAUCAGGCUCAUGGAGGAGAGGACGGAUUCACAUAGACAUCUUAGAAUUGGACUCUUACUCUAGGGUCUUUUUUCCUACAUCCUUCCUGCUCUUUAACCUGGUCUACUGGGUUGGAUACCUCUAUCUUUAAAAGUUGCCUGUAGUGGUGAAGACUGCUGUGUUUUCACACUGAGGAGAGAUGGUGAAAGUGCAGCAAAAGUGAAGGACAUGGUCAGUUUCAUCUCAAAUUAUAAAGGCCGCAUUAACCUUCACCGUCACAGAGUGUGAUGAAGAAUUUUAAUUGCCUAAAAAGAAAAACAUGGAAGAAUUAUCUCCUUACUGCUAUUCAUUUUAAGGGAAAGAUUCCUAAAAAUUCAGCUGAAUUUGUAGUGUAAGCGAUGUUUAUGAAUAAUUAUUGUAUAUUAGAAUUCUUACUAUUCUCCCUUGACAUAGAAGCUAUACACAGUUCAGUCAAAGGUUAAGUAUGUCAUUUUGUUCUUCAUUCCCAUAGUUUCUUCAAAAUCCUGCCAUAUCCCUGAGGCUCAGAAAAAGACACAACACACUCGCAUUAGCAAAUAAGCUAAAGCCCAUGAAACUAUUCAUUUGUAUUUAAACUUACUUGAGCUAUGUCCCAUAGGUUCUGGGAAAUAUUUUCCUGAUGAUCUCCUUGCUGUAGAGAAACCAUCAAAAGACGGUAAUCUAUGUCUCUGGUGAGAUCAAAAUAGAGAAGUUACUUUCUGCACAGGUCUGGGAAUCAUGGAAUUUGAUGCUUACCUACAUGUAUUUGUUUUAAUUUGGGGUAGAAAUAACACUAAUAUUUUGAUAAAAAUAAAUGACUUGCCUAUCUCUGCACACAGGCAGCUGUAGGCAUAACUUCUACAGUUUUUCAAGAUUUUAACUGUCUUUUUUAUGAGUGGUUAAACACAGGAUGGUCAUUGAUUUCUAAAGUACUUCUACUUGAAGCAAAACAAGAUCCUUGUGUCAUUGUAGCAGAUCACAGGCCAUUAGUAAAAAUCACUAUAAUAGCACUCGUAAUAUGUGACUUUCUUCAGAUUGAAGUGUACUAAAAAGUGCCCUCAUUUUUAUGCAUUCUUAUUUUUUUCUCUCAAUGUUAUUUUACAAAAUUAAAAAAAAAAAAAAUGUUGCCAAAGGACAUUUUUAUUUCUUCCAUAAAGUUAAAUGUUGCAGACCUUAUCUACGUUCCCCAGAUCUGACCUGAAGAUUGAAUACAUUUUUUAAAAUUAAACUGUUACCCUUGGAUUAAAGGUGGAGUAGUUGCCACAUGUAGCAAAGGUUGAAAGGAUUUUUCCUGAACUACCAACUAUAUUUUAGUCUAGAAAUUUAUUUUGUAUUUUUCAAUCUUUUAACCAUUAAAUUCUUAAAAUACACAUUUUUUACAAACAAUUUGCUUUUUGUUGUAAAACUGAAUUGCUUCUUUUACAGACUGUCUCAAUAAUUGUAUUUAAGCAAAGAAAAUAUUCAAAAAUCAGUAAAAAGGACCUUGAAUAGCGAAUAGUUACAAAUCGUUAAUGAUAAACCAUACCUAAAAACUACACUGUAUUUUUUUCUCUUCUGAAAGACUUUAUUAUUUUUUUUCUCACCUCAAAAGAAAAAAAAAGAAAAGAAGUAGAUUCGAUUGAAAAGCAGUUCCUUUUAUACUUCAAAGGAAAACAGAAAUGCUGUCAUGUUCUUUGGAACAUCGCUGCAUGUCAAUGCUGUUUCCCUAUGUUUCCAGUGAAUUUUAGUGGAGAAAAAUCACUAAUAAGAAAUAUAAAUGCAGUUUAUCUUCUGUUUUUCACUUGUCCAAAAUAUAAGAAACUAGGGAUACAUUUAGAUGGGGGAAGGAAACCACUUGUCCAAAGACUGAAAGUAAAAGAAGCAAAGAGAAGAAAUGUUUGUGGGCAAUAUCAAAACCUUACUCUUUACAAAACCUCUGAUGACCUGAUUUCAAAAUACAUCUUGAAGCUUUUGAUAACUGUCAGUAGCAAAUUACUCUGUGAACCUAUUAUCCUGCAAAACUCUGUGUCCUGCAUUGUAAGUGUGGCUUUCAUUGAAGCAGAGUUCCAUUUUCAGUAGUGCUAGGAGGAAAUUAAAUUGAAUUUGAAUAUCCUGGUCUUUAAUUACAAUGUAAUCAAUGACAGCCACCUUUGGCUGUAUUUUACAAGAAUACCAGGAGUACCUCAAACCUAAAUAAGAGUUUGGAAACAGUUAUGCUUUGGGGGCCAGAUCCUGCAAAACCUCUCCACAGUCAUUUCAUUUUGGUGGGAGUGUUUAGAUGAAUGAGUUGCAUGAAGGUAGGUUCUACCAUUAAGUCUUGGAUAGGUAAAGUGAGGUUUAUUUAGCAGUUGUAUAUCUGAGUUACUGUCCCAGGAGUAAGUGUAGAAGUGGUUUUUGUACUUGUGCUUUUUUUGUACUAAAUUUUGUUUGUACUUCUGCUCAUAGCUGCCUACACCAGCUAAAAGCACACAGUCCUGUCAAAGCCUUACUUGAAGGAGUAAGACUUAGUCCAUUUAUACUGCCUGCACUCUCUGACCGCUUUCAUAACUUGGAACUUGGAAGCUUAUCACUCCAUUCCUUUCCAUACGCCAUCCCAAGAAAGAAUCUGCAACCACUUUUGAUUUCCACUGCUACACUGGCAGCAAAGGACAUCUUCUACUUUGCAAUAUCUUUUCCUCUGUGUUCCAGAAUACAUAUGUCUGCUUACUUCUUCUUGCUUGAUUUACUCUCUCUGCUUCACUGCUUUGUGCUUUGGCAGCCACUGAGAAAAGAUAAGUUUUCUAGGUUCUGCAUCAUUCAAAAGACAAUUAUUCUAGACAUCUAGAUAAUGUAGUCUGCAUACAUCUGUGUGCCAUGCCCUUCUGUAAUAGUAUGGAAUACCCUCAUUAACCUCCACAUAUUCUUUUGCUUCCUUUGCAGAUUGAAAAAGGUUAAUGCUUCUGUGCACUGUCCCAUGGGAAAUAUACAAAAUACCUUUUAGCCUUUUAGAAUGUUUUCUUAUCAGAUGAUUUCAUAUUCAAGACUUGCAUUUAUUCAGAUGCUUCUUUUUUGUUAUUUAGUUCUUUUUACACUUCCACAGUGACGAAGGAAACUUGUUUGGAUAGUAUGUAAAACCACCCUACAUUCUUUCCAAGUUACAGAAAAGAUUGUGAGGGUUUUUUAAUCUUGUCUCACUGGGUGAAAACCCACUUUUCCCAGGAAGGUGAGUAGAAGUAAAAUCAAGCUUCUUAUUUCUCUUCCUUCAAUCAAAAGUUGAUGGACAUUCAUUUCCUGCAUUAAAAGCUGCAUUUUCAAGGUAAUUGAGAGUGUAUAAAAUUAGUGUUCUGCUUAACUCAGUUUUAUCAUUUCUUCUGGCCAGGAUGUCUAUCAUGCUGAAAUCACUUUCUUUUACAGACAUUCUGACAAGAAUAAGCAUCUAACAACUUGCAGCCAGUUUAUGCUAUCUCUGUCCAGCAUACAAGUACUACAGUACACAAGUACUACUGGAACUGAAGUACUGUAUACAAUUUUAGCGUAACUUUCCAAUCAAGAACUACACUGUAGAUUAAACACAUUAAGCACUUUAUCAACCUUUUGUUCUCUUUCAGAUGCUUCUUCCCUCCAUCGUCAACACUCACUUGUAUGUUGGGUCAAUAAAAAUGAUUAAAACUACAGCUGCAGGAAUCCAAAAGUCCGGGAAUGUCCACAGAGACAGUGACAAAUAGCAAAGCAAAAACAGAAGGAAGAGAUUGUUUUUCAUUGCUGUGCAGUUAUCUAUCCCUCUCCUCUUAUUCAGUCCUUUACACCAUCUGCCACCAACUAACUCCACAUCAUCCACCUGAUGGAUUGCAUAUUCAUCAAUUAGAACAGUAGUGACACAUUGAGACUAUAGCUGAUUAUAUUUAUGGUAGUGGAGCAUGUUACCACACAUCUAAGAUAACUAUCUCAAACACUCCUACAGCUCUAAUUCUAAUGUGACUCAAAGCCUAAAGCCUCGUCUUGCUGCAAGAAUUUAUUGUAUCUCGAAUUUCCCAAUCCCUUCAUGAUCUAGGGAGGGAUGUUCACUGCCUUUUUUGUACACCCAAUUCCACCCAUUCUUCAAAUGCAAGAUGGUACUGGAAAGAAUGUAGUUGCUGUACUGCUUACUGGGAGAAAUUAAGAUUGUAAAUGUUUUAAUAUUUUUUUUGGCUUCAUGGUCUGGACAGUUGCUUUCACCUUCUAAACUGUAAAAUAAAGCACUCACUGCAAUUCAUAGAGGCUGUCCAUAAUUCACAGUGGUUUUCCCACUGGCUGCUCUUUGUGGGAUCUCCCUACAGAAAAGGCAAUCUGUGUCUGAUGAUCAUAGCUGCUUACUCAAGUGCUUUUUUCAAGGUAUAUUGUUCUCUUUGCUUACAGUGUAAUCUUUGUGCCUCUCACAUCAGUGCCUUUAGCAUUUCGCAGUUUUGAAGUAUAUACUAUCCCUGGCCUGUGAAACAGAAAGAGAGCCAGUGACCUUAGUGAAGUUCUACCUGACAACCAUAAAGUGGUAUGACCAUUGUUCUAGAUGCCAUCAACUUACACACUAAGCAUUUGGCUGAUAUUUUUUUUUAUAUUUCUUAAGCAAUCUGUAGGUUUCUUAAUUCCUAAGUAGCAAGAAAACUGCAUUGGGAUGCAGCAGUUUAACAGAAUCCUUCAUUCUUCACUCAACAGCUUCAAUCCACCUGAGAGGUGCUGAGCAUAAGUUCAGGGUUCAUGUUCAGCUCAUCUUGGUCACUUUCUAGAUGACUAUCUAAAACAGGCAAAACCAAAGCAUCCACUGGAGAGGUAUUCCCUGGCUAAAGGUGAGGAUGUUGGUGGGUUUUUUUUUCUCUCUUUUUUUUUCUCUUUUAUUCUUUCUUUGUUUCUUUUCUUUAUUGGUUCAUUUUCAAUUCUUCCUUCCUUCCUCUCUCCCUCUCCUUCUCUCCACUUCUUCACCAUCAACAAGAUCAAAAUUGGCUAAAUUCCUUUGCUAUUGAGUCCAGAAGCUGCAAACUAUUGUUUCAGGCAUCUCCAUACUUUGCUUUUGGGUAUCCUUGUGUACCAAUAACGGAGGGCAUGGAAGAUGUGAGGAGAGAACCAGCUGCCUAAGACACAAACCUUCCUCCAGCUACUGCUAUGCAAAUGUAGCGGUAUUUGUCAAUAGCUGUGAGACUCAGCACGAUUCUAGUGCUAACCUUCUCUUUGUAAACUUCAGUACUUUUCUACCAAUUAAUGAAAUAAUUAUUAUGCAUUUCUAGAUUUAAUGCUGCUGAAGAAAAACAAUCAUCAAACUGAAGUGUUUUUAAGAAGCUAUAGCCAUGGUCUACGACACUGGUUGGAUGGUCACUCUUCACUGGUCACUCUUAGGACAGAACAUAUAACUAUACUUGGUGAUGCUAUCCUACUCCAGCUCUCCAAUUAACAUCUAAUUGCUAGUUCAAUUACCACUUCCCAGAAGACCGAUAUUGUACUAAUUUAGAAUUUUAUUCUGAUAAAUUUAGUAAAUUUCAAGGACAACACUGUAAAAAUAUGACUAAUGCCAACACUUUCUCAUCCUCUUUUAUUUUCUUUUAAUGUCUAACUCUUAUUUUUCUUCACUGCUAGUAGUAGUGCCGCUAACAGCAUUCUCAUCUAAUUACUCAGAGCAGGGCACAAAGAACAGAGUGUUUUCGCAAAGCAUUGAUUAUCAACUUCUAUAAAAUAUUUACUGUGGAUUUCUAGAAGGUAUUUGAGGAGGAGCCAGCAGAGUGAAACAUUGAUUCAUGCACAGUGGUCAUCCCUAUGAUGCUCCUUCAUUAAUGACUUAACACAUUGCUGUGGUGGCUCACCACAAGAGAAAACACAAAGGAACACAAAAGAAAACAAUCUGAGUAGAGCCUUUGUCAUUUGUUUUCAUGCACGGUCUGCUGAAAGCAAUGGGAAAUAGAGACACUGAUUCACCAACAGAAUCUAUCACAUCACUGCAGAAGCAUUCUGAUUUCUAUCUUAUUCUGAGGGGGGGGGGGUGUUGAAACUUUUACUUUCAAAUGAAAAAGCAUAGUGCCAUCAGUCUUAUGGCAUAUUUCUAUAUCUAUAACAUUUUUAGCCUAUUAGUCUUCUUCAGGGAUUCUAGUACAUAAGACAAAAAUAAAGGCCUUCCUUCAAAACUCAGUGACCUUAAUACUUUUGCCUUUUCUCUUGGGAUUCAUGUUUGUUUGUUUGUUUUUCUAGAGAGCAAACAGAGAUUCUACUUAUUGGCAACUGUUUUAGAUGCUAAAAACAAAGCAAUGCUUUUGUGGUUGUUUUUUUUUUAAUUAUCUAAAACAAAAUGAUGCUUUAGCAGAAAUAAAGUCUCCACUUGACUUUGACAAAUUUAAUAGUGAAUUUUUGUACUCUAUACCUGUGUUGGUGUACUGAAAGAAACAUGCUUCUCUUUAAUACAGUCUAAGACUAAGACCUAAAUAAGGGAUAAACAUUGUUCUAAUCAGUCCAAUUUACCUAGCAGCUGUCCCUUUAAAUGGCUUUGGAUUGUGACUGACUUGCAGCGCUUGGCUAGUGUUUGUUCACACUCCUCAAGAUAGUUAUUCAAGUUCUGUGAUCAUACAUUCCUUUCAACAAACUUUACUUUCUUUAGUUUUUUUCUUUUUUGUUGUUGUUGUGAGUCCUUAAGUCUGUGUAUGAAUGCAUCUGGAGUCCUCAAGGGUUUUCCCAGAAUAUAUGUGAAAUUAGACAGUAACAUUCAUUCAACUCUGUGCUUCAGAGUUGGACACAUGAGAAUACUCUACUUUCUGUCAAGGCAAGUAUUCUGAUCUUCUAAUCAUUUGCUGCUUGAAGGACAAAGUAAGACAGCAGAAGAGCUGUGCUUACGUUUAUCCAUACAUCUGGAACAGUUUUUCUCAAAGACUGCGACAGGCAAACCAGGCAGUGACACAGUCAGCUAUUUCCCAGAUAUUCUUUUAUCCAAGUAAUGAAAGCACUAGCCAGAUGAGCCACAACAGCUUCCUUGGUGUCAUCAAAACACUUAACUUUACUUGGAGGCCUAAGCCAGCCUGUAGGUCUUCUUACAGGGGAACUCCCCUAAUGGCACUUAAUAUUCUAUUAAUGUUGCUUUACCUCCUUGCAGCUUAUGGUACUGCUUGGGAGGGAUGAAGCUGUACUGACACAAUACAAAAAGAUAAAAUACCCACAGUAAGUCUGGUCACUGCUUGUUAUUGAUAAUAUAAAAGAGAGUGCUUCUAGGCCUAAGUAAAAAAAUUCCUCAUCAAUCAAGCUACUUGACCAGAAGAAGGCUUUAAGUUAAAAUAUUCUUUGAAGCAAACAAGAAAAGCUUUGAAUCAUGUUCUGGAUGGAUUGACAACCCAUUGAUUGGUAUAAAAGCUUAGGGAGAGCAGAUUUUUAACAUAUGUACUUAAAAUGAGAGGCCAAAAUUUCUAAAUUUUAAAUGGAUAAAAAGGCUCAUAUUGACAACAUAUGGGAAAAGUAUUGCUGACAAAGGAAUGUGAAAGAGCAUGCUAGAGUGAUCCUUCCAUUCCAUAUGGACAGACCAUAUGGAAUCUUUAGAAUGUGAGCUCCUGUGAAAUUCGUGGAAAACUGAUAAAAUAGUUGCAUGCAGUAGAGUUACAUAGGCAGACUAGGGAAGUAGGACACUGUCAGAGUGCUUCAAAGGGAACAAUAACUUCACAAAGCAACAUUCCUCUGAACAAGAGUGCAAAUUUUGUGCAGAGGGAUUGCAGUAUCAGUCCCCCAUACUCUUUUCUGCAGUUUUUAAAGAGUCCUGAUUCUAUUGUUAUCCAUGCUUAUGUGCAGCCAACGUGGUUGUCUAAGUAGAAACACAAGACUGGAAAGAAUGAGUCCAGUCUGCUGCUAUCACAGGUAAUCACCAACCACUUCAUUCCGUCCAACUUUGAACUCUCAAUUAUUCUUCAAAACAUUUUUUCCAACUUGACUACAUAUGGAUAUUUUUCAUUUUCAGGUGAGUUCAAUUUUACGAAUCACAUAAACUCUACCAACUAUGUGCCAAAUUGAACUUUCUUACAGAACAAAAAUAAAAUUUUAGAUUUCUAAUCUUCCUACCUAAGUUUUUCUUAGGGGUGUGUGAUUUCUUUGCUAGCAGUGCAGCUUGUGAUGUCAUAGUGAAAUGAAAGUACGAUUCUGUGCCCAAUGUGCCUUGAAUAAUACAGGUAGCACUAGUACCAGUUUGUCAUUAUAAGUUAGACAGCCAUCCCAGUUGAUCCCUCAGACUGACUCAACCAGAAAACUCAAACACCUGUGUGCUUCAUAUCAAGUUCUCAAUGACUUUGCCCUAUCACAUCCAUUCCACUUUUCUUUGUGUUAAGGAGUAGGGCUGUGCGUCUAGAAUACUAUUUAUAUUCGUAUUUUGAUCCCAAUAUUUGUAUUUCUGGAUACAAAUAAAUACACAUUGUCAGAAAAUGCAAGUAUUGUGUGCAUAUAUUGGUGACUGUAUUUUCUUAUGAGAGUUGAGAACACAAAGCAAUAGAAACAGACAUCUGAAAAUCUUUGUAAGAGUAGACACACACAGUAAUUGUAGACUUCUUAUGGGGUUUUACUGAAAUGAAUAUCAGAAGAUUGUUUAUAAAUAUUUUCUACAAUCAGUAUGAGCAGCCAGUAAACUAAGGUUUGAAACCAAGGUCUACUCAGGGGGCUCAUGUAAAGUGGGAAGAAUAUCCUAUAAAAUUUAAAGAGAAAAUCAUAAAUAAGCUGUGUCUGUAACACAGACUGCUUAAAUAUAAAUAUUUCAUUAUUUAAAAGUUGUGAGUAAACUUGUUUUCAAAACUUCCCCAUCCAACUUUUUCAUUAAGUUGAAAGCUAGUUCUAUGGAUUUGCUUACACAAUUAAAUUUACUGACAAAAUUAUACUAUGUGUUUUUACAAAUAUAAUUUCUUUGCCAGUCACUUAUUGCACUUAUUAAACAUGAAUGUGCUUGUGGCUUAUCCUCUUGGAAUGCAACUUAAUUUCUGUCUCUGAAAAUCCAUUGCAACAGAAGUGCCAGUUCUCAACCAACUCAGACUGUGAAAUCCUUAUCACUUUUCAGGACUCGAGUCCACAGUAAAACUGAAGUUGAACAGCUGAGCCACAGAUAAAGCAGAAACUACCUGGAUUUCUGUGGAAGUGCACCAGGGAUUUCCCUGUCAGAGCUUCUUGUAUUUUAUUUAUGGUCCUAACACAAAGACAGUUUAUUCCACAAGACAUUUUAUUUCACAAAGAAAGUGUGUACUUAAUUCUUCCAUCAUCUUUCACUGAACUUUCAGUAAGAUAUCUCUCUUUUCCCUUUAUUAACUACACUGUUUUCAGAUAUUAGUUUGCUAUGCAAAUCACGUUUUGUGUUUCAUUAUGACUAGUUGCUAGAACUGAUCUACCUACUCAGAAACAAACACA
Molecule: messenger RNA, 10736 nt
Organism: Lagopus muta (rock ptarmigan)
Lineage: Eukaryota; Metazoa; Chordata; Aves; Galliformes; Phasianidae
Gene: GABRG3
Product: gamma-aminobutyric acid type A receptor subunit gamma3
Exons: 10
Coding region: 169-1539 (456 amino acids)
Biological process (GO): gamma-aminobutyric acid signaling pathway; chloride transport; synaptic transmission, GABAergic
Cellular component (GO): dendrite membrane; neuron projection; postsynapse
Molecular function (GO): transmitter-gated monoatomic ion channel activity involved in regulation of postsynaptic membrane potential; GABA-gated chloride ion channel activity; benzodiazepine receptor activity
Source: RefSeq, a predicted model, not a curated record